Molecule: messenger RNA, 1191 nt
Organism: Elaeis guineensis (African oil palm)
Lineage: Eukaryota; Viridiplantae; Streptophyta; Magnoliopsida; Arecales; Arecaceae
Product: embryo-specific protein ATS3B
Molecular function (GO): protein binding
Source: RefSeq, a predicted model, not a curated record
GCUGCUGCUAAUCCGUCUCGUUUCUGUCCGGGGUGAUUAGGGGAAGUCUUUUAUGAUGCUCCUAGCUUUUGUUUGCCAGCUACACCUAUCAGAGAUGUUGGGGCAUUUUGGCGUUGUGCAUGUGCGGGCACCACCGGGUUUGGUGGUUGUGGUCCGAAGCCAACAUAUCAGUUGUGUUUGCCUGGGGGUGGGGCGCAUAACAUCGCCCACGGGUUGUGGCCAGGGGUGGGCUGGAAUGGCCGGCAAGGUCUCUUGGUCCUCGAGUCCGUGACGGAUCAUGGAUGCACGUGGUACUCGUCGUGAAGUGCACGAUCCAAGGAAAGAGGAGUGGCAUCUUGUUAUCGUGUCCGUCGGACCAACCUAACCACUCGCAUCGCAUGGCAUCUGAGUCGUCGCCUUUACGGGCUCGGCUCUAUUAUUCUACUUGGGGUGAAAAAGGCAGAGGAGGAAGGUGAGUCAGAGAGAGAGAGGGAGAUGGUGACGAUCAACAACUCUUUUCUCUUCGUCCUCUCAGUGGCGUUCUUCUUCUUCCUUCUCGUUCUUUUGGCGGCUGAACCCGUCGACCCUCGACCCCACGAGCUCCGCUCCUUGGAGACGAUCCAAGAGAUGAAAUAUAUGGGAAAGGGAGCGGGGAGGGGGUGUUCAUACACGGUGAAGAUCAAGACGAGUUGCUCCUCCAGCCGAUUUACCAGAGACAUGAUCAGCCUUGCUUUCGGCGACGCCUAUCGCAACGAGGUGUAUGCACCGAGGCUGGACGAUCCGACGACGGGGACGUUCGAGCGUUGCUCCACGGACACGUUCAAGAUCCAGGGGCCGUGCGGGUACGGGAUCUGCUACCUGUACCUGCGGCGGGACGGGUGGGACGGUUGGACCCCGGAGUGGGUUAAGGUGUACGAGUCCCACGCCAGCCGGGCCACCACCUUCUACUACGGCACCCCUCUCCCCAACGCCGUCUGGUAUGGCUUCAACCACUGCCCCCGUCCUGCUGCUGCCUCGCUUUCCCUUUCCUCUUAAUUAACGCUCACCUCCAAUAUUCCUCCUCUUGUUGAUCUUGAGCAACCAAGCAAGCCGUGUAAUCCAUCAUGGUGUAUUAUAUAUGUGUAUGCUUUCGUUGCUUGCAUGCCUACGUUAUGACUAGAACACCUUUUUGCCUAUUAUAUCCAAUAUGCAUGCUGGAACUUUUUAAUCUCA